Messenger RNA from Rotaria sp. Silwood1, 978 nucleotides. The record is from the annotation of a GenBank genome assembly. NCBI's taxonomy places the organism in Eukaryota, Metazoa, Rotifera, Eurotatoria, Philodinida, Philodinidae.
AUGUGUUUAGCACAACAAAAUCUAUCACCUUCUACACGUUGGGCUCAGAAUGCUACUACAGUCGCAGGAUUGACAAAUGGUACAGCUGGGUCAUCUUUAUCCACUCUCUCUUCCAAUGGAGGAAUCAGCAUUGCAGAUGACAACAAUCUCUACAUCGCUGAUACGUUGAAUAAUCGAGUUGUUGUAAUUGGGCCCAAUUCCACUUCAGCUAUAGCUAUUAUUCGAGAUGGAUCUGACUCAAAUCCUCGAUUUAAUGUUCCUACUGAUGUUUUUGUCACACAAAAAUAUAUCUACAUCUCAGACCAGUACAAUUUUCGCGUGGUUAAAUUAUUCAAAAAUAGAACAAAUCCAGUCACCAUUGCCGGGAUUACAGGUGUGGGGGGAAGCAUUCUAAAUACGUCAACACUCGGCGGUUCCUACAAUAUAUUUGUCGACAGUAAUGAGAAUUUAUAUGUGAGUGAUACUGGAUAUCAUAGAGUAGUUCGUUAUCCAUCGAAUUCAUCGAGUGGUGUGCCUGGUGUGGUGAUCGCUGGAAAUGGCAUCAGUGGAGCUAGCGCUUCGCAGUUCAAUUCACCACGAGGAGUGUUUGUCAAUGAAGCGGGAACCUUGUAUGUUGCAGACUGGUUGAAUCAUCGAAUCCAACGAUGGAAUAAUGGAGCUUCCUCUGGUGUGACAGUGGCAGGCAGUGGAGAUAUCGGCAGUAGUUUAUCUCGGCUGUUCAUGCCGUCAGCAAUUGUUGUUGACUCGAAUGGAUACAUGUAUAUAGUGGAUACUGGAAACGAACGAAUCCUUCGAUGGCCACCAAAUUCGAAUUCUGGUGAAUGUAUCGUGGCUUGUACUGGUACUAGCGGAAAUGGAAUUGAUAUGCUGCAUGGGCCAACUGCAUUGGCAUUUGAUAGCUAUGGAUCUCUUUUUAUUAGCGAUGAAUACAAUAAUCGAGUGCAGAAAUUUCAGAUACUUAGUGGUUUUGGUGAGUAG